This is a messenger RNA of Teleopsis dalmanni, 2404 nucleotides long. RefSeq names its product flotillin-1. The record is from RefSeq and is a predicted model, not a curated record. The transcript has 8 exons. The coding region runs from base 379 to 1671 and encodes 430 amino acids. Gene Ontology annotation, biological process: positive regulation of cell junction assembly; protein kinase C signaling; positive regulation of endocytosis. Gene Ontology annotation, cellular component: plasma membrane. Lineage: Eukaryota; Metazoa; Arthropoda; Insecta; Diptera; Diopsidae.
GAAAUUCUGCAGAUGGCAACACUGAACACCAGAAGGAAAACAAAUACUGAACAAAACAACAAAACGUGUAAUAAAAGUUUCUGCGCAGUGAAAGUUAGAACUUAUCAGUAGAACUUUUCUGCAAGCUUGUUGGUGCCGUCAGCGGUUUUAAUUUGCAGCAUCCAAGUAGUUAAACAAAUAUAAUUUUUUCGUAUUUUGCAUACUAAAUAAAUAAAUUGAUAAGAUUAUUUUUGGAUACAAGUUUUAGUCGAACGCUAAUAAUAAUAUUUAUUUAUUUAAUUAUCGCGGUGUAAAAUUAAGACCCAAUUGCCAUAUACAGAAUAAAUAAAUUGGUUUACUUGUGAGCUCUAAAGGUUUUAUAAAAUAUUUUAAUAAAAUAUGACUUGGGGAUUCGUAACUUGUGGUCCAAAUGAGGCUCUAGUAGUUUCAGGAUGCUGUUAUAUGAAACCAUUAUUAGUGCCUGGCGGUCGCGCUUUUGUAUGGCCAACAAUUCAACGUGUGCAGAGAAUAUCUCUGAACACUAUGACCCUACAAGUCGAAAGUCCUUGCGUUUAUACAAGCCAGGGUGUGCCAAUAUCCGUAACGGGUAUUGCUCAAGUGAAGGUUCAGGGUCAAAAUGAGGAUAUGCUGCUUACAGCGUGUGAACAAUUUUUGGGAAAAAAUGAAUCUGAAAUUCAGCAUAUUGCGCUCGUGACAUUGGAAGGUCACCAACGUGCUAUCAUGGGUUCAAUGACUGUCGAAGAAAUCUAUAAGGAUCGCAAGAAGUUCAGUAAACAAGUAUUUGAAGUUGCGUCAUCUGACUUGGCAAAUAUGGGCAUCACUGUAGUGUCAUACACUCUGAAAGAUAUUCGAGAUGAAGAAGGUGAUUCGAAGGGAUACCUUAAAUCACUUGGUAUGGCACGUACAGCAGAAGUGAAACGUGAUGCACGCAUUGGUGAAGCUGAGGCUCGUUGUGAAGCAACAAUCAAGGAAGCUAUAGCUGAAGAGCAACGUAUGGCUUCUAGAUUCCUAAAUGAUACUGAGAUUGCCAAAGCACAACGUGACUUUGAAUUGAAAAAAGCCGCUUAUGAUGUUGAAGUUCAAACAAAGAAAGCUGAAGCUGAGAUGGCUUAUGAAUUGCAAGCUGCCAAGACUAAGCAACGCAUUAAGGAAGAGCAAAUGCAAGUGAAAGUUAUUGAACGUACACAAGAAAUAGCUGUACAAGAUCAAGAAAUUCAACGUCGCGAAAGGGAACUCGAAGCUACAAUACGACGCCCAGCAGAGGCAGAAAAAUAUCGCUUAGAAAAAUUAGCUGAAGCUAAUAAACUACGAGUAGUUAUGGAAGCUGAAGCAGAGGCAGAAUCUAUUAAAAUUCGAGGUGAAGCUGAAGCAUAUGCAAUUCAAUUGAAAGCAAAAGCUGAAGCUGAACAAAUGGCACAAAAGGCUGAAGCCUGGCGUGAAUACCGUGAGGCUGCUAUGGUUGAAAUGUUGUUGGACACUUUACCAAAGGUUGCUGCAGAAGUUGCUGCUCCAUUAUCACAAGCCAAAAAGAUUACUAUGGUAUCGAGUGGACAAGGUGAAAUUGGAGCUGCAAAACUCACUGGUGAAGUUUUGCAAAUUGUUAACAAAGUGCCAGAGUUGGUCAAGAACAUAACUGGCGUUGAUAUUGCUAGGUCCGUGCAUGCAGGUUAAACCAAUGAAAACGUUGAAUUUCAUUUACACAUAAAUGAAAAAAAGUCUUAACAAAAAGUCUUAUUCGGAAUUAAUUAAAAUGUGCAACUUAAAAAUAUACUAUAUGUAUACAAAAAAAAAAAAAAAAAAAUAAACAGAAAAGAAUCUAUAAAAUGUAAAGAACUUUAUAAAAUACUCAGCAACCAAAGCAACUAUUACUGAAUUGUACUGGAAUUGUCUGUAUUUACCAAUUUACUACAUUUACAAAAAGCAUAAAAAAAAAUAAUAUACAGAACUUAAAAGAUACAUAUAAAUCGAAUAAAAUAAAUAAAUUAAAUCAAAAAUAAAUAUUUUUAAUGGCAUUUUUACAUAGUACACAAAACAAUCCAUGCGCAAAGCAUUAAUUAAUAAUUAAUAAUUAAAAAUUACAAUGGAGAAAUGUACACAAACCAAAUAUAUACUUUUAUUAUACACGUAUAAAUAUUUAUAAAUGAAAUAUUUUCUAAUGUAUUUAUUAUAUAAAGAAAAACCAAUCAUUUUGUCGAGUUAACAUAAUAUGCUUUUUUUACUAAUAUAUAUAUGUAUGUACGCAUUUACAGUUUAAUUAUAAUUAAAUGUAUUGUACUAAAAAUUUACAUUGAACUUUGCUGCUUAGUUAUUGUGUUCUAAAAUUUUGUAUUGAAGUGUAUCGAAAUUUAGUUAUUGUAGUUCGAAAAAUUUAUUUAAAUAAAUGUUUGUUGAAAAACAAAACAUA